AGAAUUCUCAUCCGCAGCGGCCAGACGAUUUCAGACAGCGGGAAUUUCUGUGUGAGGAGAGCAGUUUGAUUUGUGUUGAUUUUUCGACCUUAUCCUUUAAUAACUUUGUUUUGCUGAAUUUCUUGAGAUUUUUGUACUACUCUUAGAAUGUCGCAGGUCUUAGAAAAACUGCGUGAACUAUGCAGAUCCAGAGGAGCCAAUGGUAUCAUCGGACUAUCCAGAGCAUUUCGAUUGAUGGACGAUAACCGUGACCGUAAAUUGGAUACAGAAGAAAUGAAGCUGGGCCUUCAAGAAUAUGGCGCCGACUUGUCAUCGGAAGAAGUCCAAGAGUUGUUCCAGGAGCUUGACAAAGACAGUAGUGGAACUGUUAGUUUCGAGGAAUUCUUGAAAGCAGUUCGACCACCUUUGUCACAAGACCGCUUGGACAUCAUCGAAAAAGCAUUUGCUAAGAUGGACAAAUCCGGCGAUGGUUCAGUCACUUUGGAGGACCUGAAGGGUGUCUACAACGGCAAAGAACAUCCCGACGUCAUAGAUGGCAAAAAGAGCGAAGACGAGGUGUUGCUGGAAUUUCUAUCGAGCUUCGACACGCCCAACAAAACCGACGGAAAGGUUAGUAAACAAGAAUUUAUCGAUUACUAUGCCGGCGUCAGUGCUUCAAUCGAUCUAGAUGAAUAUUUUGUGACGAUGAUGGAAAAAGCGUGGCAGCUCUGAAGAUUUCGUUAGAGAUGUCAUGGAAACCAUAUCAAAUAUUCUGCAAUUUUUUUUUUAUUUAAUGACUCGCUUUCUUCAAUAUAUGAAUACUUGUUUAACAUUCGAAAGAAUUUUCGUGAAUGUUAUAUCAUUUCAUUUAUUCUUAUCAGUAAUUUUAUGUAAAUAAUGGGGUCGUUCCCAAAAUUUUAAAAGUAUUUUUUUUUUCUGAAAGAACAUGCUUGAAAAAACAUAAGAUCUAACUAUUUUUUAAAUAAUUUGUUUAAUAUUUUUAAAAAAUUACUUAAAUCGGUGCGCUUUCAUUGUUUACAUUUCUUGCCGAUGACAUCACAAAUGAUGAAAUGUCAUUCUGUGUUGCCAUUCGCAGAGCAAAAUAUUUAAUUCGCAUCUUUGCUGGCGUGUUUUGGCAACGAUAUGGUUGAUAGCAAGUAUAGAUGAUUUACUAAUUUAGAUAAAAUAGCAAGCAAUUUUAAUUCGCUUCUUGGUUAUCAUAACGUGGAAACGCGGUACAAAGAUGCGCCAAAGAGCAUCAUUUGUGACGUCAUCAAGACCACGCCUUGUUUGAAAAACCGUUCAGUUUAAAAAAGUAAUUAAAAAAUUACUGUUGGGAGAGUGAAAGAAUUUUCUUGGUCCAUGUUAUUUUUUUUUUUUUUUUUUGCUUAUUCUAUCAAUUUCAGUGACUAAAAGUACUACUUUUGACUGAAGGAAACAACCCCUUUGGAAAGAUCUUGAAUUUGUAAUCCUACUUUCUAAGACUUUUUCUGAUAUGUUUAUGUAACUAAUUAGCUUUACAUGAUAACAAUUAAAUUAUUGUAAAAUAAUCAUUAUA
Molecule: messenger RNA, 1537 nt
Organism: Uloborus diversus
Lineage: Eukaryota; Metazoa; Arthropoda; Arachnida; Araneae; Uloboridae
Product: calcyphosin-like protein
Exons: 5
Coding region: 148-711 (187 amino acids)
Molecular function (GO): calcium ion binding
Source: RefSeq, a predicted model, not a curated record